AUGCCAAAGAUCAAUUGCAAAGGCUGCAAAAGAGUAAUAUGUACUAAAUGCAGUGGACUAAGUGCAACAGAAUUGCGUGUUGUUGCACUCCAAACACCCAAAUUGUCGUACCUAUGUGAUGACUGCGAGGAGGGGCUAAGGCAGAUUCCAGAUCUUCGCAGACUUGUAACAGAACUUCAACAGCAGGUUCAAGAGUUAAGGAAAAACCAUAUAAACGUAGUGAAUUUGGACACAGUGAUAAAUGAAAUUCAGGAAAGAAAAAAUCGUAGUCGUAAUCUUAUUGUGUUUGGAAUACCUGAAUCUACAGCAAAUUCACCAGAAGAAAGAAAAAGUCAUGAUAAAGACCAGGUUUCUAAAACUAUAACGUCACUGGCAACUCCAGAACCGGAAAUUCUCACUGUCAUCCGUUUGGGUAAACCUGUAUCCAAAAUUGAAAAGCCGCGUCCUAUCAAGGUAGUCCUGGCCAAUAAACAUAAUGCUAUAAAUGUUCUGAAAAAUAAAGGUAAGCUGCCAAACUCUGUUAAGGUAAAGGCUGAUAUGACACCAUAUCAAAGAGAUCAACUUAGGAGACUUCGCGAAGAACUUGCGGCUAGAACCGAAAAAGGUGAGCAAAAUCUUACGAUCAAAUAUAUCAAUAACAUACCAAAGAUUAUAACAACUACAAAAAACUAG
Messenger RNA from Parnassius apollo (apollo), 672 nucleotides. NCBI's taxonomy places the organism in Eukaryota, Metazoa, Arthropoda, Insecta, Lepidoptera, Papilionidae. The record is from the annotation of a GenBank genome assembly.